This is a messenger RNA of Drosophila arizonae, 249 nucleotides long. RefSeq lists its product as uncharacterized. NCBI's taxonomy places the organism in Eukaryota, Metazoa, Arthropoda, Insecta, Diptera, Drosophilidae. The record is from RefSeq and is a predicted model, not a curated record.
UGGACAAGUAGAUCUUUUACACUCGCUUCACGAUGGGCAACCCAGUGUGGUUUAUCUUCUGGCUUUUGGUCUUCUGGAUCAUCGCCUUGGCCGUCGCCUGCCUCUGUUCGUUCGCCUACAUCAUAGUCUAUUCAAUGGUUGUGUGCUUUCCGGGUCUAUCGGGUAUCGCCGAAAUACUGUUGCAGGGCCUACAGUUCCCGCAUUAUUGCGCAAAGGCCAUGAUGGAGUGCAAGCCCCCAUUCUAAGUAA